AUGUACAGACUAUCAAGUAAAGAUCAACGACAGAGAAUACAUACUCCCAGCAAUGAAGCUGCUCCAGGAUACACCCCAAAGGAGCUGGAGGCAAUCAGAGUGGCCUUGAAUCGAAAAUUAGGGCCUGAGUAUAUAAGCAAAAGAAAAGGGCCUGGUUACAACAGUGUUCAAUAUUUAGAAGGGUGGAAAGCCAUCAAUUUAGCUAACGAGAUUUUUGGACCAACAGGUUGGAAUACCGAAUUAAGAGAGUUCAAGGUUGAUUAUAUUGAUGAAAGAAAUGGUGCUAUCAGUUUGGGUUUGAGUUGUAUUGUUCGAGUCAUACUUAAGGAUGGGACUUUCCAUGAGGAUGUUGGAUAUGGCUCUAUUGAAAACUGUAAAGGGAAAGCUAUGGCAUUUGACAAAUGUAAAAAAGAGGCAUUCACAGAUGGUAUGAAACGUGCAUUACGACAAUUUGGUAACGCUCUAGGUAAUUGCUUAUAUGAUAAAGAAUUUUUGCAACAAAUUACCAAGGUGUCUAGGCCACCAACUGAGUUUGAUGAAAAUGAAUUGAUGAGGCGAUCGAGCACGGUUCCAGCAAAGCCAAAUACUCGGACAGAAAUGGCACCUGAUAUUGAUGACGGCAUUAAAGCUGACGGUAGAAAGCUAUUAGGUUCAAAUAUGAACUCAGCUACAAGUGUUCCAUCUAAUGCUCAGCUGCAUUCGAUAUCAGCAAAAUCAAGUAAAUCAACAAGUCAGCAAGCUUUGUCGUUACUCGAUAACAAGAAAAAAAGUCACGAGAAAAACUACAUUGUCAAUAAUCAAAAGGAUGAAGGCAAAUUUAGUGAGCUAGUGGAAGAAAGAAAUACUGGCAAAGAUAAGGAGGAACUUGAGGAUUCUUUUAUGUUUAGUGAUGACUGGCCUGAUGAUGAUGAUGUGGAUAAUGAAAUAUUAAAUAGUAACAAUUUCAACAAGGAAGAGGAGUUGCCACCAUCUGAUUUUGAAGGUGAUGUGGAUAUGAAUGCAUUUCAGGGAGAAUCGACUUUGAGCAACAUCAACAAGCCAGUGGAAAACAAAAUGGAUGGAACGAAGGCUAAUAACGAGACGGCAGACAUUAGUAAUAAUAGCUUCAAUUCUACGAGUAUGGUGCCUGAGCAAGUCACGUUUGUAUCAGCAACUAGUGCUGAUAGUGUUCAACAAGAUCCGACAUUGCAAAACUCGCUGAAAUACGAUCUCUCCUUCAACGGGAGGCAUUUAAAUAAGUCUUCUUUCAUUGUGCAUACAAAGUCACUUCCAGUGAAAAAAUCGCAAGUCCAGGCUGCCCUGGGAAAUAAAAGCAAAAGCAACACAGAGAAUAGUGAAGAUAAAAUCACUACAGCCCCUAGCACGGAGAUAACUGUAAAUACCAGUGAUGAUACAAACACUAAUACCCUUCAUCCUACCACCAACAGCAAGAAAAUGGAUAGAAAAAUCAAAAAUCGGAUCAAUGUCAACUUAAAUCCGAUGCAAACAUCGAAUGUAUCUUCUCCGCUACUAUCUAAGCGCUCGUUUGGUCUUCCGCCAGACAAACUCCCACAGCAACACCACCUGAAGCGCCAAAGAAAGUGA
Molecule: messenger RNA, 1584 nt
Organism: Pichia kudriavzevii
Lineage: Eukaryota; Fungi; Ascomycota; Pichiomycetes; Pichiales; Pichiaceae
Exons: 1
Coding region: 1-1584 (527 amino acids)
Biological process (GO): mitotic recombination; double-strand break repair via homologous recombination; double-strand break repair via single-strand annealing
Cellular component (GO): nucleus
Source: RefSeq, a predicted model, not a curated record